AUGUCGGGAAAGCAGCCAACAACUAUACUUACAGAUCAAUAUGCUUUUGCAAAUGAUUUUGGCAAUUGUGUAUAUGAUUAUGAAGAUGAAGAUGAAUGGCUACUUUCAUGGGAUAAUACACUUAAGAAGUAUAAUCUUACGAAUGAUAAAUGGUUGGAUGGGAUAUUUGAUGUAAAAGAGAAAUGGGCUAUGGUAUAUGGUCGACAUAUGUUCACUGCUGAUAUAAAAAGCACCCAACACAGUGAGUCCAUGAACAAUGUGUUGAAGAAGUACUUGAAAGCGAAAUAUAAUCUUUUGCGAUUUUUGGAACAUUACUCUAGACUCUUGGCUGACAAACGACAUCAAGAACUACAAGCAGAGUUCAAAAUGAGUCAAACAACACCUAUUUUAAAAGUUGAUGUUGAGAUGUUGAGACAUGCUGUAAAGGUAUACAUCCUAGAAGUGUUCCAAAUGUUUCAAGAUGAAUACAUGAAGAUGGGCGAUUGUACUAUUUACAAGGCUAGUAAAUCUGAUAAUAUAACAGGUACUAGUCCAUACUCCUCGCCAGUUUUACUUGUAAAGAAACAUGACGGGUCUUGGAGAUUAUGUGUGGAUUAUCAAGCCCUUAAUCGAAUCACCAUCAAGGAUAAGUUUCCCAUUCUGGUGAUUGAUGAACUAUUGGAUGAAUUGUAUGGAGCUCAAUAUUUCUUGGAGCUCGAUCUUCGCUCCGAGUACCACCAAAUUUGGAUGCAAGGCCAAGAUGUAGAGAAAAGGGCAUUACGCACACACCAUGGGCACUAUGAACUUUUGGUGAUGCCAUUUGGGCUCACUAAUGCCCUGUCAACCUUCCAAUCCAUGAUGAAUGACAUUUUUUGCGGUCUCUUGCGUAAGAUGUUGUCUUCUUCGAUGAUAUAUUAA
Messenger RNA from Corylus avellana, 897 nucleotides. Lineage: Eukaryota; Viridiplantae; Streptophyta; Magnoliopsida; Fagales; Betulaceae. The record is from RefSeq and is a predicted model, not a curated record.